GUACUCGUUGCAAGUUUCAGAACUUAGAAAGGUGCAGCGACGCGAUUGAUCGGUCCUGCCCAUGGACCUCUGCGGACUUGACCUGGGUGCACGGGCACCCUUGCUUGGUCGGAUUGUCCCUUCUUUGUAAUAUCGCAACCUUAAAGAAUAGCGACGCGAUAUACUGUGUCUUGCGCCCGGCGAACUCGGACUUGCCGAAUUGAUGUUGCCGGGCGCGAGCCCACGACAAUAUGACUUACUUUUAGAGUUAAGUCAUUGUUGUAAAGUGCAUGAGACAAGGUGAUACAUAAGGAACGCGUGAAAUCUGCGACUUGGGACUCACGCAGGAACAGUGACCAGCGGCCCAAUCCCGCGAACCCUCCUCCCGGUUCAAAACCGACCGCGGCAACGUGCCAAACCCGCGCUGCACUAAAACACGGUUAUCCUUUACACCGAACCUCUGAACAACCCUGCCAAAAAUGAUGCUGAAGGCCUCUACCGUGACCACUCUGCCCGCGCGCAAGGGUGUCCGCGCCGUGGCUCGCUCGGCUGCUCUGCCGGUGCCCGUUAACAAGCGUGCCGUUCUGGUGCGCGCUGAGCCCGAGAGCUCGACCUCGGCUGAGGAUCCCUCCGUCAAGCUCCAGAAGCAGGCCGAGGAGGUCCUGAAGCAAGUGCAGGGCAAGUGGGAGAGCACCGACGACUCGGAGAAGCCUGCUGCCAUUGCCAUCAUCGUUGGUGUCAUCGUGGCUCAGAUUGCCAUCGGCGCCACCAUCGACGCUGUUGACAAGAUCCCCAUCGUCAACAAGGGCCUGCAGCUGAUCGGUGUGGCCGUCACCGGUCUGUUCACCUACCGCUACUUCACUGACCCCGCUGAGCGCGAGAGCGUCAAGAAGAGCAUUGACGCGUUCGUCAAGUCCGUCACCGGCGAGAAGUAAACUGCCUGGGGAGGUUGCUCUUGCUUGAGUAGCGGCUCGCCAUCAUGUGACGCCUCGUUCGCCACGUGGGGCUCUAUGAAUGGGGGAUGUACAGUGGUAGAGGCGGGCGGACGGGUGUGAUACCCCGGUGUUUUGGCCGUGUGCAAUUCUGCGGGCCUGUGUAGAUUAUUGCAUUUUUUGGACGCGGAUGCUGUUGUCCCGCGGUAAAUUUUUGGCCCGUCUCUGUUCUAGGCUCGGACCAAUAGAACGCUGAUUGCGCUAUGCCGGCGAUGAACGUCACGAGUGUGGGUGAGAGCUGCUUUAUUCGUACCUUGACAGCCUGCGUCGCUGGGCCAGAAGAGAGCGCGUUAUGAUUGUGCGCGCAUAUUCUGUGUAACCUAAGAGAGCAUCACGACCCGGCACUGCAUGCGGCUGUCAAGAUGCAAGGGCUGCAGGGCUAUCAUGGUAGGGGAAUAAGGGAGCGACAGGGCAACAGUAAGCCUGACGUGGAGGGUACGUGCGGGGAGGUGCAGAGACGAUUUGGCCGGCAUACGGCCCGUGCGGGCAGCACAGGGCAGCAUACCAGCAGUGGGCCAGUGGCUACCGGUACUGCAAGUGGCUGAAGCAGGAAACGCCGUAAAGGACUAAGUGACGAGCUGGGGCUUGUCUCAGGGACUUGCGCGCCGUCAGGCCUUCCACACUGGCGCAACUGCAGUGGUCAGUAUCGCAAGUGGUCCAUACGCAAAUACGACUACACGUUUUGUGAGUCUUGUGGUGCUGCCGCCGCCUCCCCUUUCCAAUGCAAUGUAAGGUGUGCAACAU
Chlamydomonas reinhardtii is the source of this 1715-nucleotide messenger RNA. RefSeq lists its product as uncharacterized. Gene Ontology annotation, cellular component: thylakoid. Bases 459 to 914 code for a protein of 151 amino acids. NCBI's taxonomy places the organism in Eukaryota, Viridiplantae, Chlorophyta, Chlorophyceae, Chlamydomonadales, Chlamydomonadaceae. The record is from RefSeq and is a predicted model, not a curated record. The transcript is spliced from 7 exons.